AUGUCAAGGCAUAAUGGAUAUGAGCAUUGGGAUAUUGAAUAUCAUGAGAAACGGUACCUUGAGUUAUUUCCUAAAGACAAACUUGUAUAUUUAACAAGUGAGUCUGAUAAUAUUAUUGAAACAUUUGAAGAAGAUACAUAUUAUAUUAUUGGAGGAUUGGUUGACCAUAAUCAAUACAAGGGUCUCUGUCACAGCAUUGCAAUAGAACAAAGUAUCAGGCAUUGUCAGUUGCCUUUAAAUAAAUAUGUGAAUAUGAAAACAAGAAAGGUGUUAACAAUUGAUCAUGUGUUCGAGAUUGUGCUCAAAGUAUGUGAAGGUAUGUCAUGGCAAGAAGCAAUUUUAAAAGUGUUGCCAAUGAGAAAAGGAGCACACCUUUGCAACAGUUUAAAGAACUCAUCAUCAAAAGAAGAUAUUAUUAAUCAGAAUACAAAUAGUACAUGU
Messenger RNA from Iphiclides podalirius (scarce swallowtail), 441 nucleotides. The record is from the annotation of a GenBank genome assembly. NCBI's taxonomy places the organism in Eukaryota, Metazoa, Arthropoda, Insecta, Lepidoptera, Papilionidae.